AUGUCUGUGCCUCCUAUUUUCGCUGGGCUUAAGCUACUUGGUGCAUCCGAAGAGACCCCUCAUACUCUUGAAAUGUGUAAGACCUGUCAGCCCUCUAAAUUACAGAUCACCCAGCUAAGUACUCCGUACCAACAUAUAGAUCUUGACUAUGUCUGCCCUUUCUCAGCCAAGAUGUUCAAUACGUUCUACUCGCUGAAGCCAAUUAUCGCUGAGCGCUACGGCUCUCGGCUUCGGGUUAUAUUUCGGCAACAUAUACAGCCGUGGCACCCAUCAUCCACAUUGACUCAUGAAGCUGGUGCGGCUAUUCUCAAAAUCGCCCCUGAGAGAUUCUGGGAUUUCAGUGCUGCGCUUUUCAGGCACCAAGCUGAAUUCUUCGAUGUCAGCGUGGUGAAUGAAACGCGCAAUAAAACAUACGAGCGAUUGGCAAAAAUUGCAGGCAACGUGGGGGUAGACGAGAAGAAAGUACUUGAUUUGCUAACGAUUAGCGAGAUACCCGGUGACGAUGGGCAAUUGAAUGUGGGCAACCAAGUGACCAACGACAUCAAGUGGAUGGUUAAGACGGAUCGAGUAGUGGGAGUCCAUGUUUCGCCCACCAUUUUCUUCAAUGGAGUAGAGGAACGUGGCAUCAGUAGCAGCUUCACUGCCGCCCAGUGGGAAGAAUGGCUGACCAGAAACGUGAUUUGA
Messenger RNA from Penicillium nucicola, 684 nucleotides. Its product is annotated as DsbA family protein. Lineage: Eukaryota; Fungi; Ascomycota; Eurotiomycetes; Eurotiales; Aspergillaceae. The record is from RefSeq and is a predicted model, not a curated record. Bases 1 to 684 code for a protein of 227 amino acids. The transcript is spliced from 4 exons.